Molecule: messenger RNA, 339 nt
Organism: Myotis lucifugus (little brown bat)
Lineage: Eukaryota; Metazoa; Chordata; Mammalia; Chiroptera; Vespertilionidae
Product: protein p13 MTCP-1-like
Exons: 1
Coding region: 1-339 (112 amino acids)
Biological process (GO): positive regulation of peptidyl-serine phosphorylation
Molecular function (GO): protein serine/threonine kinase activator activity
Source: RefSeq, a predicted model, not a curated record
AUGGCCGAGCUCCCAUCGAAGGUGUACCUCAACUCGCACCCCAUCUGCCUGGAAAUCCGGGGGCCCUCGCGGUAUGCGGACGAGAACCAUCGCACAUGGCUGCAUCUCGUCAUGAAGAGAGGAGGUGACCUGCAAGUACAGUUGUGCCAGGUCGACUACCCUAGUGAGCAUAAUGCACUCACCACCAGCCCGCUGACCUCCAGAACAAUGCCUUCGUGGUGGACGCUCCACCUUGGCAGCCAGUACAUGGACUCCAUGGGCCGGUUUUGGCGCAUCAUGCACCACGUCAAGGUGGAUGGAGUGGAGGAAAUUAUCCUUGAGCUGAUGGAAAACUCGUAG